Molecule: messenger RNA, 1471 nt
Organism: Kockovaella imperatae
Lineage: Eukaryota; Fungi; Basidiomycota; Tremellomycetes; Tremellales; Cuniculitremaceae
Product: C-4 methylsterol oxidase
Exons: 6
Coding region: 297-1253 (318 amino acids)
Biological process (GO): ergosterol biosynthetic process
Molecular function (GO): iron ion binding; C-4 methylsterol oxidase activity
Source: RefSeq, a predicted model, not a curated record
CGAAGGUGGUGCCAUUCGGUUUGGAUCAUCCAUUCAUUGCAUCCUACAUCGACCAUUCAGUAGUACUUCAUAUCGAUACUAUCGAAUCCCUGCACGCGCUGUGGCUUUGUCCCUUGCAACGCGUACAUUCACACUCGUUUCUAUCUCGGCGGCUCCAACCGAGCGCCAUCUAUCCACUGGAUCCCCUCUUCAUUGGCGAUCCAUUCGCCGUUGAGUAUCGCCACUAGGUUCUCCUAGAAUCGGUGGUUACUCUCACAAAGGACCUCUAGGCAUUUGGAUACUGUCUCUUUGCCACCAUGGCGUCCUCAACAGUCAUGAAAGCUGUCGAUCAGUUCUUCCCCUAUCUCGCCCCACACCUUCAAAUCAUGAAUUCGACGACUGCCCAGAACACAUUAUACGGAGCAGUCGACUGGUCCCAGACGUCUUGGCUGGAGAGGAAAUGGGCAGCUUACUAUGUCUGGAUCGCAAAUCCCUUGAUCGCGACUGGUCUGCUCAGUUUCGUAUGGCACGAAAUCAUCUACUUUGGUCGAGCGUUCCCAUUCUGGGUCAUGGAUCAAAUUCCAUAUUUCAAUCAAUGGAAGAUUCAGGAGACAAAGCUGCCCUCGCAUGCCGAGUACAUGCACUGCCUCAAGACUGUCCUCGCCAUUCACUUUCUCAUCGAACUUCCGUUGAUCUUUGCCUUCCACCCAAUAUGCGAGUACUUUGGAAUGGCCACUUAUGAGAUUCCAUUCUCUCCUGUAUGGAAGAUGGCCGCUCAGAUUGCAUUCUUCUUCGUCUUUGAGGACACAUUCCACUACUGGGCACACAGGUGGCUUCACACGCCAUUCAUGUACAAGCGCGUUCACAAAAUGCACCACAAGUACCAGGUUCCGUUCGGCUUGGCUGCUGAGUAUGCUCAUCCAAUCGAAACCUUGAUUCUCUCGCAAGGGACCAUCAGUGGACCAUUUGUGUACUGCUUGUUCGCUCCCAAGCACUCUUUGCAUAUUCUGACCGUUUACGUCUGGAUUGCACUGAGGCUGGCACAGGCGAUAGAUGCGCAUAGUGGAUUCGACUUCCCCUGGUCUCUCCGCCAAUUCAUGCCAUUCUGGGCUGGUGCCGACUAUCAUGACUCUCACCACGCGGUCUUCAAAGGCAACUACGCGACCUCGUUUAGAUGGUGGGACCAGAUGAUGGGAACCGACCGAUGGUACAAGGCUCAGAGAGCCUCUGAAGCUGAGAAGAAGCUCAAAGCGCAGCAGUCCAAGUCCCAAUAGAGUGUUAGAGGCCGUUCGUGCUGUUAUAAGCCAUUGAUACAAAAAAUGAUCUCUCGUGAGACGUGUAGUUGAGGUUGACCGCAAACGAGACUAUGUAGUCCUUCAGCCCUGGGAAACACCAUGAUGUAAUGCAUGUAAUCUUCAAGUGUGGAUGUAUACAUAUCUUCACCUUCACCCAGCGUGAUGGUGACCCACUUGGUCCUCGCUUGUGCCUCGAU